AAAAAAGCAAACCAAACGAAAUAAAACCAUUAGAAGGAAUUGAUUUAAAUGGAGCAAGUAAAACAACACUAGAAGCCCUUUAUAAUAACCGUGGCAAAGGUGGCGAUGAAAUUUUUAAUAAAGCCAAAGGCAAAGCAGAAGUUCAAGCACGAGACUCGACCAAGGAAAAUCCCAUAUCCCAAGAAAAUGUCGCUACUCGGCUAAGGGUAGCCUUAUGUUUAGAAUUAAUGAAAAAUUAUAACUCUUCUGAACUAGAUGAUUUAAAAGAGUUUGCUGAUAAUCAUUUUGCACUUGUUACCGACCAUGCUCGGUAUGUGAACAGAAUUCUUAAAAGACCAAUUAUAACCGUUCACAAAGACGAUCAGGCAUAUUCAACUUUAAAAAGUCCGAAACAAGGGGGGUCUUUUCAUUUUGAGCCUCUUUUUCAACAUAAAAAUAAUGAAGGAGAAAUUCGUUUAAAUUAUUCGCGAGUAGAUUUUGAGGAUGAAGGUAAUGCACUUAAUAAUCGCUCAAUUGUCUUUACAUUGAAUCCAGGAACCUUUGAAAAAAAACAUUUUUCUGAAACACAAAACACUAGACUAAAUGGUAUUACAGUUAAUAAAAUUCGUGUUUUAUAUAAAGACCCCGAAGAAGAAGUAGAAGGAGCGUUUAUUGCCGAAAAGCGAAACCAUAUUAUGGAAAAUGGAACAAAAAAAACAGAUAAAAAUAUUGCUAUCUAUAUCAUUGGAGCCGAUAGAGUUUCGGACGACAGCGGAACACUUAAUAUUGACUAUAAUGAUUUUCAUACAAUAACGAUAUUAAAUUAA
This is a messenger RNA of Funneliformis geosporum, 806 nucleotides long. The record is from the annotation of a GenBank genome assembly. NCBI's taxonomy places the organism in Eukaryota, Fungi, Glomeromycota, Glomeromycetes, Glomerales, Glomeraceae.